GCUCACAGUCGACAUCCUCGAAACUGAAAGAGAAGCGUGUAGACAACCGCUUUACUGUUAAUCGUACUUUCUACUACAGGUCGACUUUUUUCUGAAGCGCCAUGAGGCAUCACAUUCUCGCCCUACCCUGUAUACUUUCAAUGGCUACUGCUUUCUCUGGUACGCAACCGUCGAUUCGAUCGUCUUCAACAGCACCGUCGGCAGCGACGAUGCUGUCGAUGAGCGACAAUUCCAGUAGCAGGAGUGACGAAUUGAGUCGUCGCCAACUAGGUGAGCUGGCCUUUGCAGCUAGUGGACUCGGGGUGACGUACUUCGGUACUCGCGAAAGAGAUCCCUUGGACUACGGGCUUUGGGGUGUUCUACCAGUCGGCACCUACAAAAAGAAGAAAACGAUCCUUGAUACUAUUAUACCGGAUAAUAUGUGGACCUUUGACCAAAAGUUUGGAAUUUUGGACGUUCAGGUUCCUUUGCGUAUGACCGUCACGCGAUUAUCGUCCGGCGGUCUGUUUGUGUACAAUCCCGUUGCGGGAACGCCCGAAAUGGUUGGCAUGUUGCAGAAGCUUGUGGACCAGUACGGGCCGGUCAAACACAUUGCCGUCGGAUCGGUGGCAUUGGAACACAAGGUCUAUGCCGGAGUUUUGGCGCAGAAGUUUCCGUCCGCUCAGGUCUGGUUGACACCGGGGCAGUACUCGUUUCCACUCAAUCUACCCGAAUCCUUCCUAGGCUUUCCAAAGUCGCGGACGCGCGCGAUGCCUGCCAGUAUAGACGACGCUCCUGAGGACUGGAAGGCCGACUUUGAUGUAGCCGUUCUAGGACCAAUUAUUUCGCGUGAUGGAGCUUUCGCCGAAACUGUAUUCUUUCACAAGCCGACCAAAACCUUAUUGGUGACCGAUACGGCGGUACAAGUGACAGAAGAGGUACCCGCCAUAUACGACUCGGAUCCUUCGCCACUCCUAUAUCACGCCCGCGACACAAUCACCGACAACGUACAAGACACACCCGAGACUCGUAAAAAAGGAUGGCGGCGUAUUGUUUUGUUCGGACUCUAUUUUACGCCGAGUGCGAUCACUAUUAAGGAUUUUCAGUCAGCAAUUCAGGAGCGUCGACCAGAUAUCAACUCGGACUUUGCAGGUAUUUAUCCGUGGGACUGGGAUGGUGACGAAAUCGCUAGUUGGCGUGCUCUUACCGGUGACGGCACCAAACCACUGGUUGCCCCUAUUCUACAAACGCUUCUUCUGAAUCGCAGCCCGGUAGAGGUUCUGGACUUUGCCGAUAAGGUAUCGCAAUGGCCAUUCACCCGCAUCAUCCCGGCUCACUUGAAGAACAACAUUGCCAUGACUGGUGAUGAGUACCGGAAAUCGUUCGGGUUUUUGGAAGAAAAGGGGGUGCCGCUAGGCUAUCCCAAACCGUUGCAGUCGGAUUUACAAUUGCUUUUGGAUGCGGAGCAAAGUCUAGUCGAAUCCGGCGCCAUUAAACCUGCACCUCCUAAAGUUGGAGGUCAAUACUCCCGCGCCGAGAUUAUUGCAAAAACGUCGUACCAAUGUCGAGCCGGAACCUGUGCCCCCCAGGCCAAUCCGUAAAAGGAUACACAAAGCGAAGUGUGCGGCAUCAUAGCUAGUGCACCAACAAUAUAGAGAGAAAAGACACCUGGACGACGACUUGAUUACACGUUGGUUGGCCAUUUUAACGGAACAGUACUCCACAUUAGCGGAGAAUUUUCACCGACGCAGUUUUUGACGACUCUCUGACUUCAUGUACUCCGCAGACGCUACCGCUACCUCUGUCGUUCGACGUUGCCCAAUUUUUCGCUGUCUACGAUAUUGCGAGCUCCACGUUUCCUGUAACUCGUUGUUCUUCCACCAAUUGUCUUCCACAACUGAGCAUACUUCAUUCGACUGAUCUCGUUCAAUGUCGCUCAGUAUCCCUGAUCGUCUCCGGUUAGCUCCGGCACAAGUCACAAACUCCGGCCCACAACGCUUUUCGUCGCAGUACGUACAACGAUUCAAACUAGUCGGAUGAUCGUCUUCGGCCCCGGUCGAGUCUACUUGAGAAAAAAGUCCAUGCCAGAGACAGACAAAGACACACUUGCGCAGAUCGCACAUUAUGUUCUCUACCCAGCAAUCAUUGCAAUCCGACGUAAAGCCAACACGGUCUUCCAUGCAAUUGCUGGCCGUUUUGCGACCCCAGAUUAGACCGCGUUUGGCGCACGCCACGGAAUCGUCGUAUAGGGUAUUUUUGGUUUCGUCGUAGAUGCCCACGUCACGGGGAUUGGAGCAUUGUCCGCAAUCACCGCAGUGUGCGAUAAAGGAAUUCCCCAAUGUGGAUGUGUGUGGAGGACUCGUUUGCUGUCUAACCGCUUCUAUUACCGAAGCGUUUGGCCAGGUUUGUAUCACAAUAGAAGAUGCGAUAGUCGCAUUAUCCUGGGCACUGGUGCUGUUCCUAUCGUUGUUGAAGGUAAUGCCACAUAUUUGUGGUUGCUGGUAGAACCACAAUGUAUCGUCAGCUUGACGGACUUUAAUUUCUUGGAAUUCCAUGCCCAGCCAAAGCACCAAGAUGAGGCUGACGAACCCUAGUAAGCCAUACUGGAUGAAUACGCGGACGAGACGCCGGGUGCGCGGAUUUAUACAGCACGUGGGAGGUAUUAGGCGCGCCAAGUGGACAUUUGGCCUUUUGCGGACCAAUGGCCAGCAAUUCAACCAGCGGCGACGGUAAGGCAUCACCACAAUCAAUUCCGAAAGAGUUGUUCCGAUGGCCAGCGGGCCGAGAAGAGAGUUCAAAACUUUGUCAAAUACUUACCCUUCGAUUUGGUACGAAACGCUCGACGGCUGGAUAGCAGGAAGCGAAUUCCUGGAGUCGAAACGUACCGGAGUCUUCGAUUGUGUGAUUGUGAAAAGUUUAUUACAAAAGCUCCAGCAACACCAUACUCAUGGCAAAGUUCUAGUGGCGAAGUGCAUCCUCGGAUGUCGUCGAAGGAAGUUUGUUGUGCCUCUCGUUUUUCGUUUAUGGUGAGAAGGAAUUCGUUUC
Molecule: messenger RNA, 3024 nt
Organism: Phaeodactylum tricornutum CCAP 1055/1
Lineage: Eukaryota; Bacillariophyta; Bacillariophyceae; Surirellales; Neidiaceae
Exons: 1
Coding region: 102-1580 (492 amino acids)
Source: RefSeq, a predicted model, not a curated record